AUGGAUAAGCAACCUGAAGGCCUCAAAAUAAAGCGGGAGAUCGGGUUAAUUGGAGGAAUAUCCAUCGUGUCUGGGACCAUGAUCGGAUCUGGUAUCUUCAUGUCCCCACAGUUUGUACUGAGCUAUGUGGGAAGUCCUGGAGCCAGUCUGUUGGUGUGGGCUCUGUCAGGAGUGGUGUCCAUGAUGGCAGCCCUUUGCUACACAGAACUCGGGACCAUCAUCGGCGACUCCGGAGGGGAAUUUAUCUACAUCUUCAGGACAUACGGCCCUCUCCCAGCCUUUUUUGAUGGACUAAAUUUGAUUGUGCUCUCGAAACCUUUCGGGAUUGCCGCAAUGUCUAUAAGUAUAGCAGAAUACUCCCUGGCUCCGUUUUACCCAGGGUGUGCACCUCCCGAGUUUGUGGUCAAGUGUGUUGGUGCUGCGGCCAUUUUGUUGGUCGCCACGGUGAACAGUCUUAAUGUGCGUGUUGCCGUGAGAGUUCAGGUGGUCUUCCUUGUGGCGAAAGUACUGGCUUUGACCACAAUCGUGAUAGGGGGAUUAGUAGCUGUAGCACAGGACAGCAGCACUAUUGUGGAUAAUUUAAGCCUCGAAAACUCAUUUGUUGGAACAGGGACCUCUGUGAGCACGUUUGGAAUGGCCUUUUACCAAGGACUCUGGUCGUUUGCUGGAUGGUACAACCUUAACUUUGUCACGGAGGAGUUGAAAAAACCAGAGGUAAAUCUUCCCAAAGCUAUCGUCGUCGGCGUUUCCCUGGUAACAGUUUUGUACCUGUUGGUCAAUGUGAGCUAUCUGUCUGUGAUGACCCCCAACGAGCUCAUGUCCUCCAACGCUGUAGCAGUCACAUGGGGGAACAAGGUUUUAGGGAGAUGGGGAUGGAUCAUGUCUGUGGCUGCUGCCUUGUCUGCCUUUGGAUCUUUGAACGGCUCCCUGUUUGCUGGUGGACGAAUUGUGUCCGUGGUUGCCAGAGAAGGACUUUUGCCGGACAUUCUAUCCAUGGCCCAUGUGCGCAGACUGACUCCCUCUCCAUCGCUCAUCUUCACCACCUUCAUCUCCUUGGUCGUUCUCCUGUCUGGGGAUUUUAAAACCAUUGUCAACUACUCAAGCUUUGUUGGCUGGUUCUUCUACGCCGUGACAGUAUCGUGUGUCAUCUAUCUCCGCAUUAAGAAACCGUCGCUUCCCAGACCAUACAAAGUUUUCAUCUUACUGCCUGUGCUGGUUGUGGCGGCAUCGAUCUUUUUUGUUCUGACGCCCAUUUUAGACAAUCCGCAGUUAGAAUAUUUGUACGUGGCUUUAUCCCUCUUAAGCGGAAUCAUCCUCUACAUUCCUUUCAUUCAUUACAAAGUGUGUCCUCGCCUCUUAACCAAGCUCACCGUGUUCCUACAAGUCUUUCUGGAAGUUUCACCGGCAGAGAAAAAUGUCUAA
Knipowitschia caucasica is the source of this 1422-nucleotide messenger RNA. NCBI's taxonomy places the organism in Eukaryota, Metazoa, Chordata, Actinopteri, Gobiiformes, Gobiidae. The record is from the annotation of a GenBank genome assembly.